Dermacentor andersoni is the source of this 1952-nucleotide messenger RNA. RefSeq names its product beta-1,4-glucuronyltransferase 1-like. Gene Ontology annotation, molecular function: glucuronosyltransferase activity. Gene Ontology annotation, biological process: protein O-linked glycosylation via mannose. Lineage: Eukaryota; Metazoa; Arthropoda; Arachnida; Ixodida; Ixodidae. Gene Ontology annotation, cellular component: Golgi apparatus. The record is from RefSeq and is a predicted model, not a curated record.
CGUCAGCGUGUCGUGGAAGCGCGCAUGAUUUAAUCGUACAUGCGACCUUUAGCUGGAUGUACGCGCUCGGUAUAACUGGAGCUUGCGGAGCCGUCCUCGCGUUCAGCGGCGCCCUUCCCCCUCCUGCCGUCCUCAUUGCCGCUUCCGUUUCUCUUGCGCGUCGGUGAUUGCGUCACUUGUGUGCUCUGCCCUCUCCCGGACGUGGGUCCGAGCAGCGGAGGGAGUCAACCAACGGCGCAGCUCGGGGUUCUUGACGCUCUCGACUCGCACGCCGUCCGGACGCGUGACAUGCGCGCCGAGCUCCGCAGUGCGGGUACAAGAACGGGCAGCACCGAGCGAGCUCCGGCAAAACUUUGCCGAAGACGCCCGCCGAUACGGGACUACAUUGGAGCAUCGUUGGACGGCCAUCACUGUCACGUCCGUCAUGGCCAACUUCUCCGAGAAACCUUCAUCGCACUGUGCUGCUCGCUUUCUACGAAAAGCAUCGUUUUUGUCUUAAGAUGUGCCGUUCCGGCUUGUCUUCUCCCACUGAUACCUCAAGCAGAAUCCUCACAUCGACGGACACUGCAUCACAUGGCAUCUUCGCGAGCUACGGCGAGCGACUUCGAGCGGCGUCUGCCCUGAGCCACGUACUCCUGACGGGAUGCACCGGAAGCUGCGCAAGAGCCUCAUCUGGACGGCUCUCGGCGCGAGCGCAGUAACGCUACUGUUCACCUGCACCACCUUCAAGACCUGCAUCCGGCGCUAUGGAGCACCUCAGAAGAGCCCUCUCGAGGUUCCCGACCUCCGGAGCAUCCUGUCCACUUACACCGACGUCUUCACGCUGCCGCCGUUCAGGCUGGACUCGCAGUCUCUGUACCGAGUCCACGAGAAGGCUAUCGAGGGCGACAAGCGAGCGUCCGACAGAGCGCUCGUGUGUUUGUCCACCAUCGCUUCGCUGGACCAUCUGCACUGGCUACGCGAGCUCUCUGAGCACUGGGCCGGCCCGGUGUCGGUGGCUGUGUUCUUCAGGGAGAACUUCGACCUGCAGCUCAUCGUGACGUACCUGCACGUGCUUAGGGUGUGCUUCCCGGCAAUCAGGGAGAACUUCAGUUUUCACUUUGUGUCGCCUGCAGAGAGGAACGACAGUGGUGCGAAAGACACGUACGCGUGGGAAGACGUAGACAAACCGCUGUUCUGUGACAAUCACCGCGCUCUGUUGCGUGCCCUUCUGUCUAUCCAGCGGACGCGAGGCUGGCCUCGCUUGCUCUUCCCGCAGAACCACCUAAGAAACGUUGCGCGUGAUGGCUGCGUUUCCAGCCCGUAUUUCUAUGCGACGGACGUGGACGUGAUGCCGCAGUACGGACUGUAUGAGCGUCUCUCCGCGUUCCUGCUGCGGCAGCCGCCUUGUACGAAGUGCCUUUACGUCGUGCCUGCUUUCGAAGGCACCGAGUUUGUUCCCCAUCCGAGGGCCAAGAACGAUUUGCUCAGUAGAACAGGAAACAGGAAGGACUUCCGAGUGUAUCACGCGGUGGCGUUCAGCAAAAACCAGCGGGCCACGAAUUUCAACAAGUGGAGGAAAAUCCCGAGCAAGAGUGAGCUCUUCGUAGCUUACCAAGCAGUCUUCGAAUUCGGUUACGAGUGCUUCUACGUCGGUCCUCACGACGUACCCAAGUUUCGCGAGAUAUUCAUCGGUUAUGGAUUCACGAGAAACGUACAGACCCUGGAGGCACACCUGGCCGGCUUCCGGUUCCUGGUGCUGAGUGACGCGUUCGCCAUCCACCGGGGCAUGCGAAACACCACCACCAACGACAGCGCCCGCAACGCGGAAAAGAUGCACAACUACCGCAUCUUCCUCGGCUUCCGCAAGACGCUCCAGCAGCGCUACGGCAAAGGGCGAGAGUUCUCGUGACGGCCGCUGGUGCUCGCUGCCGCCCUCCCCACUAUCGGAUAAAUAAACCUUAAAACCUUUA